Molecule: messenger RNA, 450 nt
Organism: Funneliformis geosporum
Lineage: Eukaryota; Fungi; Glomeromycota; Glomeromycetes; Glomerales; Glomeraceae
Source: the annotation of a GenBank genome assembly
AUGGCAACUUUACCUAAGGCAAAGAAUUAUAUCCUGUUUACUGAUACGUUCGCGAUUAAUGAUAUGGAUAAAGAAGGCAGAAAAUUCGAUCGUGUAUCACGGUUCACUGGGGAUAAAGUAAUGUUAAUGCUAACAACAUCAUUAUCAUUAGAUACAGCAAAUAUAGCACAGAGUGAAGAAGCUAUACUGCCACUCCCUAUUAUGACUCAAGGUGAUCAACCCGAACGACCUUCUUGGAGAGAAAAAAAUUCUAUGGAUAGAGAUUUAAGUGAUGAUUAUGAAUAUAUUAUGUACGGUAAAGUUUAUAAAUAUGAUGAAGAAAAAAGGAGCAAAGUAGCGGUUUAUAUAUCUUUUGGAGGAUUGCUAAUGGCAUUGGAAGGAGAUUUUCGUCAUGUGCAAAAUAUUCACGUUGGACAAAACGUUUAUAUGUUAAUGAAACGUCAGUUCUAA